Racocetra fulgida is the source of this 513-nucleotide messenger RNA. The record is from the annotation of a GenBank genome assembly. Lineage: Eukaryota; Fungi; Glomeromycota; Glomeromycetes; Diversisporales; Gigasporaceae.
AUGGUAAAAAAAAAAGUGAGAACCGUAAUUGAGGUUAUCGCGCUUUCACAUGCUCAUAAAGAAUCCGCUAAGUCUGCUCAACACCAAUUAAAUGCUGGGACUCAAGAAUUUGAUCCCGAUCUAAAUUCUCCAACAAGUGUAGCUACAUCAAAUCUUCGUUUUCCAAAUAAUCCUGAUAGUGUUGUGACUUCUACUACAUCAUCAAUACCGAUUUAUGUAGUUUUACGCUUGAUCCUUUUUGCUCUUUUAUACUGUGCUGUUACUAUUUUGAGUUACGGCCGAGAUUUGUAUAUUAGCUUCCGGGAGGUAGAAUAUGACCUUGUCAAUCCUUCAUAUUUAGAAUAUGUAAUUUCAUUAUUAGGUAUAAUAAUCUUUAUCGUAUUUGGCACUUCAAUAGAAGCUUGUAAAGCAUAUUGGCGUUUCCUUAAAGCUUUUUUGAGGUUUAAGUGGGUAAAACAUUUGUUAGGCCGUAAAGAUAGUUUUGGUGAUUGGGAGACAGAGGGAGACGAAUAG